AUGGUUGCUUUUUCAGCUGUUGCAGUGGCAGCCCUGCUCGCACAGGCCUGGGCUAUGCCCGCGUCGCAGGUAGUGGGCUCACCUGCCAUUCCCACGGCGGCGUCCACUUCAUUCCCGGUCGCGGAGGCCCAAUUGGACCAACUCGCCCAGGUGGCCUACAACACCACCACCGACACGGUCUCUAGUGAUGCAGACAUUGAGAAGCGGGGACAAUGUUCGCUUCACAAUCUGCGCAUUCGUCGCGACUGGAGGACCUUCUCGGCCAAGCAGAAGAAGUCCUACAUCAAAUCGGUGGUCUGUCUGCAGCAGUUGCCGUCGCGCACACCCGCCGACAUCGCCCCUGGCGCGCGGACCCGUUACGAUGAUUUCGUCGCGACGCACAUCAACCAGACCCUGCAGAUUCACUACACGGGAACCUUCCUGGCGUGGCACAGAUACUUCAUCUGGAACUUUGAGCAAGCGUUGCGCAACGAGUGUGGCUACACCGGCGACUACCCGUACUGGAACUGGGGCGCGGAUGCGCAUGAUAUUGAGAAGUCUCAAGUCUUCGAUGGCAGCGACACCUCGAUGUCCGGUAACGGCGCCAAGGUCGAGACGACCGGUGACAUCCAGCUCACCCUGGGCGACUACCCCAUCAUUCACUUGCCCACCGGCACGGGCGGCGGGUGCGUGACCAGCGGUCCCUUCAAGGACUACAAGGUCAACCUGGGCCCCGCCGCGUUGAUGCUGCCCGGCGGCAACACCAGCGCUGCCGCCAACCCCCUGGCCUACAACCCGCGCUGUCUCAACCGUGACCUGACCACCGCAAUUCUCCACGACUACGCCAACUUCACCUCGACCGUGAACCUCAUCCUGAGCAACCAUGACAUCUGGGACUUCCAGAUGAACAUGCAGGGUGUUCCCGGCAGUGGCUCGAUCGGUGUGCACGGCGGCGGUCACUACUCGAUGGGUGGUGAUCCGGCCCGCGAUGUCUUCGUCAGUCCCGGUGACCCGGCCUUCUGGCACCACCACGGUAUGAUCGAUCGCACUUGGUGGAUCUGGCAGAACUUGGACUUGAAGAAGCGCGGCAACGCCAUCUCUGGCACGGGCACUUUCUUGAACCAGCCCGAGUCGGCCAACACUACUCUUGAUACGGUGAUUGACAUCGGCCAUGCUGGUGCUGGACCUAUGGCCAUGCGUGACCUUAUGAGUACGGUCUCUGGGCCUUUCUGCUACAUUUACCUGUGA
This is a messenger RNA of Penicillium olsonii, 1227 nucleotides long. The record is from the annotation of a GenBank genome assembly. Lineage: Eukaryota; Fungi; Ascomycota; Eurotiomycetes; Eurotiales; Aspergillaceae.